AUGAACCCUCCAAAUCCCCCGUACGACUAUCCUGCCACUGGUAACGGCGCGCCAAACACGGCUGGCGCAUCCGCCAAUAUGUCCGCCCAAACUCCACAUCCAUCCGCAUCCAUGCCACCCGCAUGGUCAGCGCAAAUGUCAACGUUUCCAGCAAACAACGGCGCGGCGGGAGGCCCUAGUUUCCACCAAUUCUCGGCCUCUACUGCUGCGAUUCUCGAGAGGCUCCAUGGCACGGGCGGCAGUCAUGCCUCUGGCAGCGCUGCAUUCGAGGCGAAGAAGGCGGAGAUCAUGCAAGCCUACGUUACUAGCGACAAGCUGCCAACUCCCCCGCCAGUUCCCAAUAGUGGCAGGAGGGGAAGAGGGGGCAGAGUUGGAACGCCGAGUGCGCUGAAGUCUGAUGCGGGCGCAUCGCCGGCUACGUCUGGGCGAGGGUCUGGAAGAGGGCGCGGACGAGGUGGCAGAGGGCGAGGCGGAAGGCGGGGUGGUAAGAGGAAGCGCUCUGAGGAGAGCGAGGAAGAGGAGAGUGAUGACGAUGACGAGGAUUCCGAUAUCUCAUCUUCGUACACGCCGCUACCCACGCGCACAAAAUCUGGUCGCAACGUGAACAAGCCUGUCUCCUUCGUCCCAACCAUCCCAGAACCAGCUCAGGGGUCCAAGCGGAGGAAGUCGACCAAGACGCUGCUCUCUGCAAAAUGCAAAACAUGUAACCGAGACACGGACCCAACGAAUAACCGCAUCGUCUUUUGCGAUUCCUGCAACACUGCUUACCAUCAGUUCUGCCACAACCCGCCUAUCAGCAGCGAGGUAGUCACUGUGCUGGAGAAGGAGUGGUUGUGCGGACCAUGCCAACGGGUGACGCAGCAUGUCGUGGAAGGAACGGAAGACCUCGUCGCAGCAGAAAACCUCUCGAUAGACCAGAGACGCGCAUACUUUUCAACCCUCCCCCAACACAAGCUCGUUCCCCUUCUCCUAUACGCCACAAUCCGCCACCCAGAGCUCCCCAUCUUCCCCCAAAACGUCAAAGACCUAGUCCCUGAGUCCGCAACACCAAGCAACCACCAACCCCCUCCCCUCGCCCCUCAACGCCUACCCCCGCCGCAUCAGCAACUCCCACAGUACCCACCGCCUAACGGCCACGCGCUGCCCCAACACCACCCCCCAGUCGACCCCACCGAAGCCCAACUCCUCGGCGAAAUCCGCUCCAACCAGCCACGCACCACCAUGGACCUCGCCGGCAACCAGUACGAGGAGGAUGAUGGUUACGACACGGAUCCACCUGCGCAUUACCCCAAGGCAGGACAGGGACUGGCGAGGACGUUGCGUCCUGAGAGUGAGGACCUGAACUGGCUUGUGGAUGACAACUUCGAGGUCUUCAGCCAUGGGUGGAAGGGCGAUGGGAGCGGGAUGGGGGCGGACGGGACGCUGGAUGGUAUGGGCGGGGGCAAGAUGGUUUAG
Dothidotthia symphoricarpi CBS 119687 is the source of this 1455-nucleotide messenger RNA. RefSeq lists its product as uncharacterized. NCBI's taxonomy places the organism in Eukaryota, Fungi, Ascomycota, Dothideomycetes, Pleosporales, Dothidotthiaceae. Gene Ontology annotation, cellular component: nucleus. The transcript has 3 exons. Bases 1 to 1455 code for a protein of 484 amino acids. The record is from RefSeq and is a predicted model, not a curated record. Gene Ontology annotation, molecular function: chromatin binding; DNA binding. Gene Ontology annotation, biological process: regulation of DNA-templated transcription; chromatin organization.